Pundamilia nyererei is the source of this 1926-nucleotide messenger RNA. NCBI's taxonomy places the organism in Eukaryota, Metazoa, Chordata, Actinopteri, Cichliformes, Cichlidae. The record is from RefSeq and is a predicted model, not a curated record.
AUGCAGUGGAGUCUGUAUCUGCUUAUUCUGAUGGGUCAGUGUUGCCUCUUUAGAUGCCGCCUGUAUGAGUACCACUUUAUUGCAGAAAACAAGAGCUGGUCUGAAGCACAGAGAUACUGCAGAGAGAAAUAUACAGACCUGGCCAAAGUGUUUGACAUGACAGACAUGAACAGACUCCGUAACUCUGCACAGAAUCAAGGAGAAGCCUGGAUUGGACUGAACAACAACACAGGUGGAAACAGGACGUGGCAUUGGUCUCUGCCAGGAGUGGAAUACAUUCAAAAUGACAGCAGCUGGAAUCUGAAAGGAAGAACUACUAGAGAACUGCCUGGAAACUGUGGGAGGAAAAGAUACGAUAAUGGAGAUAAAAAGCUGGUAGAUGUUUCAUGUGACCGUACUAUGUGGUUCUUCUGCUACGAUGAAAUGAAGAAAGACAGUAAAACAUUGUAUUUGAUAAAAACACCUAUGAACUGGACACAGGCUCAGAGCUACUGCAGAUACCAUCACACUGACUUGGCCAGUGGACUGAAUCAGGUAGAUGGAGAAGAAAUGAAGGCCCUGUUUAACGACUAUACCUUCAGUGCAUGGGUCGGUCUGUUCAGAGACAGCUGGAGGUGGUCAGAUGGGAGUGAUUUCUCUUUCAGAUACUGGGAUAUGCAGUUAUUCAAUGAUGAACAAAGCAACAAGACAUGUGCUAUGACUCUGUUAAACAGAUCAGGAAAAUGGAGCUCUGAUGAAUGUGACAAAGAAAAACCCUUCUUCUUGGGAGCACUGGGGGCAACUCAGUGCUCAGGGCUCAAGAGAGACAAGAGCGAGAGAGAGAACGAGCAAGACAAGAACGAGAGAGAGAAGAGCGAGAGAGAGAACGAGCAAGACAAGAACGAGAGAGACAAGAACGAGAGAGACAAGAACGAGAGAGACAAGAACGAGAGAGAGAACGAGCAAGACAAGAACGAGAGAGACAAGAACGAGAGAGACAAGAACGAGAGAGACAAGAAAGAGAGAAAGAAGAGCGAGAGAGAGAACAACUUGGAUGCCGAAUGGCUGGAGAUCAACAGUUUCUUCUCAGAGGUGAUGAAAAUUGUGGAGGAUGCUAAAGAGAAAGCAUGCCAGACUCUGGAGGACAGGAGACGGAAAGUGAAAAGAGAAGCACAAGAUCUCACCCACAAGCUGCAAAGAGAAAUUGAUGUGCUCAAAAAAGCCACUGAUGACCUAGACAACAACCCAGACUUGGAGCUUUCUCCUGUAACAGGCCUGAAAGAAUCUGCUAACUGGAAAACUUUAUGUGACAACACUUCACUCUUCUUCGGGACACUGCGAGGUACGACUUCAGCCAUGAUGAAGCAAAUUGGCCAGGAAAUAGAAAAACUCGCAUCCAAAGUGGACGUGAAGCUGGACCCGACUUCUGCACACUCAAGUCUUGUAAUUUCUGAUAAUGGUAAAGAAGUGAGAAAAGGUGGAAAAACAGCAAAAGAUCCUAAUUCUCCCCAGAGGUCUGGUAUAUUUGGAAGUGUCCUGGGGCUCAACAGGCUGAAAUCAGGGAAAUCAUACUGGGAGGUGGAAGUCAGCAACAAGACCGGGUGGGAUUUGGGUGUGGCCAGAUGUGAUGCUUACCGCAAGGGGAAAUUUUUAGUGACCCCUGACAAAGGUUACUGGGUUACUGCACAUUGUGGAGACAAAAAAUAUGCAACCCGGACAAUACCGCCCGUGUACCUUUCAUUUAAAGUGAAACCUCGGAAAGUCGGGGUGUUUGUAGAUUAUGAAGAAGGGCUCGUGUCCUUUUACGAUGUGACGUCUCAGUCUCACAUCUACUCAUUUACUGAGUGUUCGUUUGGUGGUGAGAUCCUCCCGUACUUCAGUCUCCAUCUGAAACCAGAUGAGAAAAACAGCGAUCCUUUGAUUAUAUCUGCUAUGGAAAAGCAGUAG